This is a messenger RNA of Annulohypoxylon truncatum, 3986 nucleotides long. RefSeq lists its product as uncharacterized. The coding region runs from base 520 to 3753 and encodes 1077 amino acids. The record is from RefSeq and is a predicted model, not a curated record. Gene Ontology annotation, molecular function: ATP hydrolysis activity; ABC-type transporter activity; ATP binding. Lineage: Eukaryota; Fungi; Ascomycota; Sordariomycetes; Xylariales; Hypoxylaceae. The transcript has 4 exons. Gene Ontology annotation, cellular component: membrane.
CUCUUCUGUCUUUCCAAAGCGAAGUCAUCAUUUUCCGACAUUAAGUCGGUAAUAUCUAGAAUUUCCUCUUUUCUCUUCUCUCACCACUUUUCAUUGCAACUAUAUCCAUCUAUUUAUUUUAUUUACCUUGUGACCUUUUCAAUAUCGAAUCCCCAUCGCUGACAUCAUUCACGCGGAUAGCUAGACCCAGCAGCCAACGAGCCAGCAUAAGCGUGGGUAAACUAACCGCAGCUGGUGGUGUAGGGGUGGUGCGGUCAGCUGGCCAGCCUAUCUGAGCAUCUGGUCUUACUUGGGACCUGCAACCCGGGGCAACCUAUCCGCUUUCUAGCCGUAUCCGCUACCUAAUCUUGGAGCUCUGUCUUUCCGUGUUUCGUGUUUCGUGGGGCUUGCGGUUUAAUGUGCCAGCCUAUCGCUGACUCCCGUCUUUCCUUUCUUAAACAUACCUAGUAGCUUAAGCUUUCAGUUGGGUGAUCGCAAGCAUCGAGCAUCGAUAACCCUCCUUUCACGGCAUCCUUCAUCAUGUCGCCGUCGAGUCUUCGACGCGCGGCCCUCAGUGCGCUGUCGCUGUCGCUAUCAUGUCUCGUCGUCGGCCAAAAGAACUAUACCCAAAUCGACAUGAUGCGGGCGCAGUUAGCUCUCCUGGACGGUCGGCCAAGUGACUGUCCACCAUGCUUUAACUGUCUUCUUCCCGCCUACGAGUGUGGUCAAUAUGCCGAAUGUAACGAAUACAACGGGAAAUGCGAGUGCCCGGCGGGUUUUGGAGGUGACGAUUGCUUCGAACCGACUUGCGGCUCUCUCGCCCGAGGUAAAGAUCGACCGAUAAGAUCGGGUGAUACCUGUGAAUGCGACGAAGGUUGGACUGGAAUCAACUGCAACGUCUGCACUCAGAAUAACGCCUGUGAUGCCCUGAUGGAGACGGGCAGUGGUGGUGUCUGUUACCAGAAUGGUGAGGUCGUACAGACUAACCACCAGAUGUGCGGCGUUACGAACGAAAAGAUCCUUACUAUGCUCAAUGGCAAGAUACCUGAGGCUACGUUUACUUGCGAGAAAGAGACGGGUGUCUGUGACUUCCAAUUCUGGAUCGACCGACUCGAAUCCUUCUACUGCCAUCUCGAGAACUGCGAUUCUAGCGCAGACUUUACUUCGGACCAGAACAGUACCUUUUAUAAGUGUCCCGAUGUUCAGUGUAACUGUAUCAAGGAUCGUAUGCUGUGCGGAGCUGAGGGGUCUAUCGACUUGACGGAUUUCCUGCACGAGGAGGUUCACGGACCUGCCACCUUUAGCUGUCUGCAGGAGAACGGCGGUAUCAAUAACUGCAAAUUCAAGGAACCCUCUCUGGAUUGGAUGGUAGGCAACUUCUUUGGCGAUGAGAGUAUCGAGUUGGACUGCCGAUCCGGCGAAUGUCUUUACCACACUCAAGUCCCUGGCUACGAGCGUCCUAUCAAGAAGAUCAACACGCCUUUGAUCGCGGGUGUCAUCGCCGGAUGCUCCUUGUUCCUUGUCGCUGUCGGUUUACUCAUCUGGUACCUCUCUCACCGACAGUACCGAUACGGACCUAUCGCUCUCGAUGACUCUGACGACGAAGCUAUCAAGCUGAUGACCGACCAUAAGCCGGCGACUUUGCAGUUCGAAAACGUCUCUUACGGCCUGAACGGGAAGGUUAUUCUUAAUGAUAUCAGGGGAAUUGCGCAUCCUGGAGAGAUCACUGCCAUCAUGGGUGCUUCGGGUGCGGGAAAGACGAGCUUUUUGGAUAUCCUCGCUCGCAAGAACAAGCGCGGCCAGACAUCUGGAGACUUCUACGUCAAUGGAGAAAAGGUCACUGAUGCCGAGUUUAAGAGCGUGGUUGGCUUUGUUGAUCAGGAAGAUACCAUGCUUCCAACUCUGACUGUGCACGAAACGAUCUUAACGAGCGCUCUCCUCCGUCUUCCGCGUGGAAUGGGUCGCGCAGCUAAGGAACAAAGGGUCUACGAAGUCGAGAAGCAACUUGGAAUUUAUCACAUUCGCGAUUCUCUAAUCGGAUCUGAGGAAGGCAAAGGUAGAGGCAUCUCUGGUGGUGAAAAGCGACGUGUUGGUAUCGCUUGCGAGCUUGUCACUAGCCCUUCGAUUCUUUUCCUCGAUGAGCCGACUAGUGGUUUGGAUGCUUACAACGCCUUUAAUGUCAUCGAGUGUCUUGUGACGCUAGCAAAGACAUACAAGCGAACCGUUAUCUUCACCAUCCACCAGCCUCGCUCCAACAUUGUCGCCUUAUUUGAUCGCCUAAUCCUUCUUGCCCAGGGAAAGACAGUCUAUUCCGGCCCCUUCUCUCAGUGCCAGGACUAUUUCGACCAUAUUGGGUAUGCCUGUCCUCCGGGUUUCAACAUCGCGGACUACCUCGUCGACCUUACGAUGCAUGCCGGCUCCUCCAGUACAUUUGAUGACGGAUCCAUUGUGAACGAUGUCGCGAGCGUUGGCCCCAGUAGUACCACCGCCGUCAAGUCUAUCGCACUCGCGUCUGGGGCUACUAGCAUCGCUGAAGAUAGUUCAACGGAGCCAUCGUCAAGCCGGCCUCAGAAUAAGCGCAAGGACUCGGUUAAGGCAAGACAAGAACGCGAACUUUUCACGAGGCGGAAGAACACUGUAGACACUGCUGCAUCUUCCGACGUCGACGAGGAUAUUGGAUCGUAUAAGUUACGAAAGCAACCCGCCGGUCUCACUCCGCCCCAAGUUGUCGUCGAAGACGUUCAUGAUCUUCCGCCGUCUGCGGCGACUAAUCUCGAUAGCCUUGUCCAUUCGUAUGCCGAGUCUAACAUCGCCAGUAACAUCCACGACGAGAUCGAGCAAGCGGUAACUACUGCUAGAGUUGCUAACGGACAGAACGGGAAUGGAACCAACAGCGCGCAUGCCAACGGUAGUGCGAUUGGUCGCGGUUAUGCUCGUGUCGGCUAUUUAACCCAGUUUAUCAUUCUCUCGCAGAGGACGUGGAAGAAUCUUUACCGCAACCCACUCCUCAUGUUAACCCAUUAUGCUAUUGCGAUAGUGCUCGCCGUUCUCUCGGGAUACCUCUUCUACGGCCUCACCGACGAUAUUCCCGGAUUCCAAAACCGACUUGGCUUAUUCUUCUUCCUCCUGGCACUAUUCGGCUUUAGCACACUGACUAGCUUGAACGUCUUCGCUUCCGAGCGACUUCUUUUUGUGAGGGAGAGAGCGAAUGGGUACUACUCGCCUAUCACGUACUUCGUCGCAAAAGUUUUGUUCGAUAUUAUUCCCCUUCGUAUCAUUCCACCAAUUCUAAUGGGAGCGAUCGUCUACCCCAUGACGGGUCUCAUACCGGAUGGUCCGCAUUUCUUUACGUUCAUACUUGUUCUUGUCCUAUUUAAUAUGGCUGCGGCGGCGAUCUGCCUAUUCAUAGGCAUUGUUUGUAAAGACAGCGGCGUGGCAAACUUGAUCGGAAGCUUGGUCAUGCUCUUCUCUCUGUUGUUUGCCGGUCUGCUUCUUAACCAUGACGCAAUUCCUGGUGCAGCUCUCUGGCUUCAAUCCCUUUCUAUCUUCCAUUACGGCUUCGAAGCUCUUAUUGUUAACGAGGUUAUCAAACUCACCCUCGUGGAUAACAAGUACGGGCUCGACAUUACGGUACCCGGAGCGGCGAUCUUGAGCUCGUUUGGUUUCAACAACAGCGCGAAGUGGAUGGAUAUCGCCAACCUGGGUAUCUUCGCCGCAGUCUUUGUGGUGUUGGCAUACGCUGCCAUGCAUUUCUUGCUCGUGGAGAAACGAUAGAACAUAGUCAAAAUGGAUUAGGGAAAGUCUAGAAUACAUUGGAACCCAUUAGGGCAUUUGAUGCAUUGUUCUAUUUCAGUCUAUUUGUUUGCAUAGCUCGGUUAAUACUUGAGCUGGGUUGCUCAAGGGCAUACGGGAUACUUGGGGCGUUCGAAGGUCAGGCAUGUUCGUUAAAGUCGUCAACCAUUUUAUACUACAAUACGAUAGAUGAGCAAUGUUUUUAUACACGAUAC